Megalopta genalis is the source of this 1357-nucleotide messenger RNA. RefSeq names its product peroxisomal biogenesis factor 11ab (gene Pex11ab). Gene Ontology annotation, cellular component: peroxisomal membrane. The record is from RefSeq and is a predicted model, not a curated record. Lineage: Eukaryota; Metazoa; Arthropoda; Insecta; Hymenoptera; Halictidae. Gene Ontology annotation, biological process: peroxisome fission.
UUAGCUUCUCAUACGUCCUACAUGUAUUUUUUAUCAGAAGUGGACGUUUAUCACCGUUUGUGUACAAUCACAGUAAUACAUAUAUACAUAUAUCAGAAGUGGAAUGACAAGUAUUUUAUGAUUAUACCAUGACUUAUUAUAAUUGCAAUCUUAUCAAUAAACAUGAGCCGAAAAUAUUUAUUUAAUUCGUUACAUUGAUUCGGUUAAAUUCUAUUUAUUUGUUUGCAAAUUAUACUAAUUAAAAUUACAUAAUUAUAUAUCAAUUUUGCAUCAACGAAGUAUUAUGUUAAAUCAUUUUUGAAUCGGUACAUUGUGAAAAUUAUAUUAUUUUUAUAAUACAUGAAAGAGCUAUGGAGAAAAUCAUAAAGUUAAAUGAACAAACAGCAGGCAGAGAUAGACUUGUCAGAUUGCUUCAAUAUGGAAGUCGUGCUUAUUGGUAUUAUGCUCAAAACAUUGGCGUAACACAACAUUCUGCAGAAGUUAUAAGAAGUUUGGAAUAUACCUUAAGUUCAUUUAGAAAAUUAUUACGUCUUGGACGAUGUUUGGAUAGCAUACAUGCUGGUCUAAAAAUCAUGAAACAUCCAGAUACUGUUUUAAGGGUCAUUUUAGUAGCAUCAAAAAUUGCUAAUGCUCUAUUUCUACUCACAGACCACAUAAUUUGGAUUGGUCGUGUAGGAUUGCACAAAGUGAAUAUAGAAAAGUGGACUAAAACAUCUAAUAAAUGUUGGUUAUUAAGUAUUAUUAUGAAUCUCAUACGAGAUAUUCAUGAGAUUGUUAAAAUUUUGGGGCAUGAGGGAAAAAAUGCAUUUUUGAAUACAUCAAAGAUUUCAUUAAAUACUUGGAAACAAUAUGAAAUGUUCAUUCCAAUAAGAAAUCAUAAAGAAGUUGUAAUGGAUACAGUUAAAAAUGGAUGUGAUUUACUAAUUCCAUUAACAGCAUUAGGUUACACUAAACUUACUCCUGGUACAAUAGGUUUAUGCGGUGUUAUAUCUUCACUUGUAGGUCUUUAUACAAUAGUUUAUCCAUUAUAUAAAUUGACACCAUCUUAAAACGCAUUCGCACAUUCUACUUUGUUCUUUUUUUUAGAAUGAAUGAAAAGCAAAUUAUAUCAGUAAUUAAAUAAUAUUUUUAUACCAAUUGUACAGUAGUUUAUGCAUUAAAAUGCAUACUAUAUACUUUUUACAAAAGUUUUCACUUUGAUACUUACAGGUUUUAGGAACUUUGAAAUUGUUGAAAAAACAAAUAAUGAUAAAAGUAAAAAGUUGAUUUUGCGCAAGGGUUGAGGAUAAUGAAGAAUGCUUGUACACAUAAUUGAUUUUGUUAUAUUUUUAUGAGAAUAUAUUUUAUUAAAAAGAGA